CAUGCAUGCAAAAAAUAUUAUCCCUAUUUUUCUCUUGUCCAUUCUUCUCUUUUUCUUUCUUUCUUUCUCUCUAGAAUCCUUUUCUUUUCCUUCCAUUAACAAAGGAUUCAAGAGAAAUUGAAAGAGGGAAGAUGGGGCAACAAACAUUGAUCUAUAGUUUUGUUGCCCGAGGAACGGUAAUUUUGGCUGAAUACACUGAAUUCACGGGUAAUUUUAGCAGUAUUGCCUCUCAAUGCCUUGAGAAAUUACCCGCGUCCAAUAAUAGGUUCACCUACAAUUGUGAUGGACACACUUUCAAUUUCCUCACGGAGAAUGGAUUCACCUAUUGUGUGGUUGCUACUGAAUCAGCAGGUAGACAACUUCCCAUUGCAUUUUUGGAACGUAUAAAGGAUGAUUUUGGCAAGAGAUAUGGUGGUGGAAAAGCUACUACUGCUACUCCUAAAAGUCUAACCAAAGAAUUUGGGCCAAAAAUAAAAGAGCACAUGAAGUAUUGUGUUGAUAAUCCUGAAGAAAUUGACAAACUUGCUAAGGUGAAAGCUCAAGUUUCAGAAGUUAAGGGAGUGAUGAUGCAAAACAUUGAAAAGGUUCUUGAUCGUGGUGAUAAGAUUGAACUUCUAGUUGAUAAGACAGAGAAUCUUCGAUCACAGGCUCAAGAUUUUAGGCAACAAGGGACCAAGAUAAGGAGGAAGUUGUGGUAUGAAAAUAUGAAGAUUAAACUAAUUGUGUUAGGGAUUAUCAUAGCUUUGAUUCUCAUUAUCAUUUUAUCAGUUUGCCCUGGCUUCAAAUGUGCUGAUUAAUUAAUUAAUUAAUUAAUUAAUUAAUUUGCGUCAGACUCAAAAUUAAUUAUUUUUACUUCAAAUCUACUACUAAUUAUUCACACAAGAGGAGCUGGAAUUGGGUUAUAUUAUGAUGUAGAUUGUAUAUUAAUCAGGAUUAGUUUGUCCUAAUUAUUUUUCUCCUUUUUGUGGGAGUUGUUUGAAAUGUAUACUAUGUAAAAUCUUCCUUUAAUGUGUUUCUCUAAAUGAAAUUUCACAAUUCCUAUGGAAUUACAUUUUAAUUUUCAUGUUUGGGAAUUAUUUAUAUGAUUUUUUCCAAACGAGAUACAUAAAAAUAAAUACAAGAGAUAUGUAAUAAGA
Capsicum annuum is the source of this 1136-nucleotide messenger RNA. Its product is annotated as putative vesicle-associated membrane protein 726. The coding region runs from base 132 to 797 and encodes 221 amino acids. The transcript has 5 exons. The record is from RefSeq and is a predicted model, not a curated record. Gene Ontology annotation, biological process: vesicle-mediated transport. NCBI's taxonomy places the organism in Eukaryota, Viridiplantae, Streptophyta, Magnoliopsida, Solanales, Solanaceae. Gene Ontology annotation, cellular component: membrane.